This is a messenger RNA of Paralichthys olivaceus (Japanese flounder), 755 nucleotides long. RefSeq names its product gamma-glutamylcyclotransferase b (gene ggctb). NCBI's taxonomy places the organism in Eukaryota, Metazoa, Chordata, Actinopteri, Pleuronectiformes, Paralichthyidae. Gene Ontology annotation, molecular function: gamma-glutamylcyclotransferase activity. The record is from RefSeq and is a predicted model, not a curated record.
CUCAGCCUUUUGCUUCUCCACACAAUCUGUUGUGUCUAAACCCUGCUCUCCACCUUCACUCUGAUCUCUUCAUGCUCAACCCUCCUUGUUCUCUUCUUGCUUCUCUCAGAAACUGGCAUCGACAUGGACAAUAACCGCACCUUCCUAUACUUUGCAUACGGUAGCAACCUGCUGAAGGAGAGGCUGCAGCUCAGGAACCCGUCUGCAACAGUACACUGUGUGGCCAGGCUCAAGGACUAUAAAUUAGUGUUUGGGAACCAUAAAGGCCUUGCCAGUGACCGGUGGCAUGGAGGUGUGGCCACCAUAGAGCACAGCCCAGGGGGCGAGGUGUGGGGUGUGGUGUGGAGGAUGAACAUGUCCGAUCUGCAGUCUCUAGACAGUCAAGAAAACGUGACAUUAGGUGCAUACAGCCCUGUGGAGCUGUCAGUGAACACAAAAGGCCAGGAGGUUGACUGUCGCACCUACAUAAUGAACAGCUGCGUGUACGCCCCGCCAUCUCCACAGUACCUACAGGUGAUCAUGAUGGGAGCAGAGCAGAACGGCUUGCCAAGGGACUACCAGGAGAAGCUGAGAGCAAUCAAGACCAACAUGUAUGAGGGUCCUCUCCCCAUGAUGGCCGAACUAGAGAGAGCCAGAAGAAGAGCAAAGGAGAAGGCCAACCAUCGCUCUGACGCCUGAAAAUUCAGUCUAUGUCAGGUCCAGUUUUUAUCAUAGGAAAGAACCUGUAACACUGUUCACUUCAUGCUUAACUUAAU